Molecule: messenger RNA, 7978 nt
Organism: Wasmannia auropunctata (little fire ant)
Lineage: Eukaryota; Metazoa; Arthropoda; Insecta; Hymenoptera; Formicidae
Product: serine/threonine-protein kinase ATR
Exons: 39
Coding region: 278-7834 (2518 amino acids)
Biological process (GO): telomere maintenance; protein phosphorylation; DNA damage checkpoint signaling
Cellular component (GO): nucleus
Molecular function (GO): protein serine/threonine kinase activity; protein binding
Source: RefSeq, a predicted model, not a curated record
AUCCACUGUUAUGUAAACACAGCUUUAAUAAAGUUUUAAAUGAACGCGGAAGGUUUAAUCACAAAUUUAUUUUCCGAUUUAAUACAUAAUUUGUGCGUAAGGAUAUAUUUUAUUAUCAAGAGGAACGAAGAAACCUGAUAAAGGUAUAAAGAUCUGUGGAAAAGUUUAUGGAUCUUUAUCUAAACAAAAACAAAUGCCGAGAGGGAGAACCCUUUAAUCUAAUGCCGGAUUGAACAGUGUACUAUACAUUCCGUUUAUUUACAAUUUGUAUACAAUAAUGGAAGCGAAUGACGAUUCGCCGACUCCUCAGGAUAACAGCACGAUAACCGUGGCAGACUCGGUAUGGAAAUUUAUCAAUAGUCCGAUAAUAGCAAUAUUUUCUGAUUUGGAAAAUCCUCUGACAGAACAGAUGCUCUGUUCUCUUCUCGAAUCUUUAUUGAAAAGAUCUUCUACAUUGACUACUGUAUUAGUUCCACCAUUUAAUACCGGUACAGCGGAUGUUACUCUACAACAACAAUAUGCAGCAUUCACAACCUGGUUGUUUAACACAAUGUUCUAUUUGGUCUGCAAACCAUCGAGCAAUGUGGUGCUUUCAAGUAGUAUUGAAGUGCAAGCUUGUAUGCUCAGAAUAUUAUCAAAACAUCACAUAACAAUGUUUCAAACCAUUACUUCAGAAUACUUAAGUAUUCUUGAUGAGAUAUCAGAGUUUUGUGAAAGCACUACAGAAGAAAUAACUCUCUCAAAGUUUCAUACAGACAAGGAUAUUAUAGAGAAUUUAGACUUGACACCGUUUCCUGCAAAGAUUAAAUCGUCAGAUGUGCUAUCAAUUCAAGCAUCUUUAUUAAAGAUCAUUGCAAAAGCUGGUGUUUCAGUUUGGGAUAAAGUAAAGUUAUGCAAUAGAAUUAAGACAAUUAUUGUCAAUUCUUCUCCAAAUUUGAAGAUUGAAGCAUUACAACUGUUUACGGAAAUAAUAGAGAACCAUGUUGUUCAUGCUAACGAAUGUACAACUAUAAUUAUGUAUACUCUAGAAAUAGUGAAAAGUCUUCCAGCUUGGAUUAAUUCAGAUCAACUAUCAAUUCAUAUGUUGUCUCAAUUUACAGAAACAUUGAUACGUUUAAUACAGUUAUCACAUGUUUCUCUUAAUAUGACAGAUUUGUGUUUUCAAACUAUUGAUUUUAUAGCCUCCGAAUUUGUUACGUACAAUCUAGAAAUUGAGGCGAUAAAAAAAUUAGAAGAAACAGCAUGUUACAAGAUUAAACAAUAUUUAAUUGCAGAACCACGACCCUGUACCAAUUCAGAAACUAAAAAUCUCUUGGCUUACUUCGUACAUUGUCCAACCGUUGUUGAGAUUUUUAUGCAAUUUGUUUUUAUUGAUAUUGGACGGGCCGUUAUACCGGACAAAAUUAUUCUUGCAACAGAGAUCAGCGAACCAUGGAAAUUAUUAAGGAAAAAAUUAAUGAAUCUUGUGGAAGAUGAAAAAUUCACAGAAGUGUUACAUGUCGUUAAAGCUUCAUCUUUACUACAAUUAUGGAUAGAAAAACAAAAUAUUCAAAUAAAACUGUAUGAGAACGACUUAAACGCGAUCUUGAAGAUUCUCAUACAACACUUGAAUUCAGACAGAUGUCAAGAUGAGCAAAUUAUCUUUCAAAUUUUAAUGAAUUUAAUGGCUCACAAUGAAUCGAAUAAAGUUUUAUUGCAAUCAAUAUUAGCAUUGCCAUUUACUCAAGAUUUCAAAGGAUCUAUGGAUAUCGGCCAAAAAAUGGUGCAACGAGCAAAAUCUCUUGAUGUUAAAGCAAUGUCGAAGUGUCUUGAAACCCUAUGCAUAUAUGGCAAUGGAAAAGAAAGACUGAAAUUAUUACGCACAUGUGUAAAUAGUGACAUGCAAAUAGCUGUUACAGCAGUGUCGCACAGUGUAUUAUUAUUGAACGAUACAAACAUAAAACUAGAAGAUGUUUGCCAAUAUGUCUUAAAUACUGCCUUAUCUUCGACGAAAGUGGAAAUACAUGAAGCUCUUGCAAAUGUCUUGGGCCAAGUAGCUUGUGUCUCAUCAGGAAAGGGAAAAAUUAUUUUAUUAAGUGAAUUGUCAGAUAACAGAAAAUGGAGAGUACAUUGUGAAUGUUGUACAGAAAAUAUAAAGCAAAAUGCCGAAUCCAACAUUCAUUGUCUGCCAAGGACCUACAAUCAUAUUUUUAAUACGUACUUCAAACUACUUUCCUCUACUAACGUUUCCAUACGUUUGCAAAUUUCUAAAAGUAUUCUUUCGCUUUCAAAUCAUAUUAAUUCAUUUAAUUCGAAUGAGAUAACGAAGAAAUGGCUUCUUUAUAUACAUGAUGAAAAUGUUGAGAUUCGGUGGAAUAUUGCGUCAGUAAUCGGACAAUUAUUAAGUAAUAAAAUGUUGGAAAGUAAUAAUGAACUUUUGCCGGAUACUGUACCAGACGAUUUGGACGAAUAUGUUGAUUUAAUUAUUAAUGUUAUAGCCAACACGCUUAUGACUGCGUUGAAUACGUCUAAUCAUUCCUUACAUGAUACAUUAUUAGAAACUGCCAAAAAUUUCGUAUGUGUUCCGUUACAUUUAACCGAAAGAAGGAUUUUGGAUGUAUUUUUAAUUACAAUAACACAUCCGAAUUCAUCACACGCAGCUGUAGCAUCCGCUACAGCUAUGUAUCGGGAUGUUGCUAAUUUCUUAAAUCUUUCCCCAAAGACUCUAUACAUUCGAUACCGAAAGGAUUUCUUAAAACUUCUCAUGAAACGUGCUGUUAGCAAUUAUAUCUAUUUCUCAUACAAUAUGGCAACUACGGUACAUCGCGUUGCUAAAUGCAUAGGAUACGAAGGAUCACGUCAAUUGUUGUAUAAGGACGGUCAUUAUGCGGUCUCCUUUCUGAUCGCCAUUAUUGUUGAAGUGCCACAAGCAAAUGCACUUCUAUACGAUAUAGCCGAAUUGAUACGAAUGGACAUAAAGCAAAUGCUUCAAGAAUAUUUUUCAUAUAUUUACAGUUAUGCGUUCUUAGAAACACCUUUCCGAAUAGCUACGGAAUGUUUGAAGCUUGUGACAAAAAUAACGGAAACUAGUCUUGUACUUCUUACAAAGCAGUCUUUUAUGGGAAUUUUUGAAGAACUUAUGUUAAAUUUUUAUGAGUCGCCUGAAAAAAUAAUAGGCUUGUUAGAAAUCAUCUCGGAAUAUGAUAUUAAUCAGAAAGGAAAAUUUGGUACGCAAGAGCAAGUUGCGGCUUAUUUAAAUCUACGAUUACAUGGAAUAUUGGUGAAUUUUGAUAUAAAACUCGGCCCUAAAUCAGAUGAACACACGCAACAAUCUGCACUUGCUUCACUAGCUGUUUUAAUUCGCUACAUGGGUGCCACGUACUUAACUCCGCUUAGAUACAAAAUCUUAGCUACAUUGCGAACCUCACUUGGAUUUAAAAGGCCAGGCUUCUCGCGCUUAGUCUGUGACGCAUGGGAUGCGUUUAUCCACAAUAUAGCCAUUGAAGACUUGGGAUCGCUAUUUCCAACAAUAUGCGUAUCGUUAAUACCACUGCAAAAAAUAUUUCCGGAAAAAGUCAACAAUAUGUUAGAGUUUCUGAUUAUUCAGAAUAGUGGAGGACACAACAAUCAUAUUUCGGAAUUAUUUUUUAUAGAUGACAUGAAAGUCCCCACUCAUAUAUCCGAUGUAGUCAAGGCACAUAUUUUACAAGCAAGACCUGAGGGAUUUGACGCUAAUUUAAAAUUGUGGUUGAAACGGAUUACGCACGAAACCGAUGAAGUACGAAAUAGAGCUCUGAAACACUUGCAAAUAUUUUUGGAGGAGCAUCGUAGUGAGCUCAACAAAAUGAUCCUAAGCGAAACCGAUGUCCAUCCAUUAAUCGUUGAACUAUUGGAUACUCUGCUAAUCGGAUGUCAAGAUAAGGACGAAUCUAUCCGUUUAUGUUAUGGAGAAUGUCUCGGAGAAUUAGGAGCUAUCGAACCGAGUCUUCUUCCGCGAAGAAUUAUUUCUAGAGAGGAUAGUAAAUUUAUAGCGGAUAUGAAUGAAGAAUUUGCAUGUGCGCUACUUUCCGAACAUGUACGCGCUUUCCAAAUGCAAAAAAAUAGCCAAAGUAUGGAUUGUUUUUCACUUGCCAUACAGGUAUGUAAUCCCGUAUACCGUACGCGUUACACAUGUGCAUUUAUGGUAAAAAAAAUCAUAAUUCUACUUAUCAAUGUGAUUAUUUUCCAGGAAAUAUUAAAAGCAUAUGAUAUUUCUCCGCAAGGUCGAAAUAGUGAAUUGUGGAAUAAUUUACCGCCCACAACGCAACAGAUUAUUAUCCCCUUCCUGACAUCACAUUACAAAAUAGUGACUGUUAGCGAUGACGAUGAAUUUCCGCAUCCCAUUUACGGUUCCGAAGUUGGUUCUUCAGUCGAAAACUGGGCUUAUAACUGGCUUUGCAGUAUGUCUAAUGCUGUACGUGAUACAACGCUCCACAAUGUAUUACAGGCAUGCAAACUGGCAUUUAAACGGGAUAUAAAAACGUUAACAUUUUGUCUACCGUACAUUGUGUCAUACAUAAUCGCCAAUAAUGGAAAGGAGGAACAUGCUAAGAUUAGGGAAGAGAUGUUAGCCGUGAUCAAUGUUAGACAGAAGUCUGUACUGGAUCCAGAACUUCUGCGUCACCGACCACUUCGAUACGGACAGAGCGUAAAGGCUGACGACAAGAGAAUCUCGGAAGAAACUAGGCGUACACGCUGCUCGCGAGUAAUCUUUUCUAUAUUGGAUCAUUUACAAAGAUGGCUUAGAGAACGAAGAUUAUUUCAAGAUGACAGAUACGAAGCGAUAAAAGAAUUCUGUGGUAGAUUAGACAGUCUGGUAAUAGCAGAGGGUUGUUAUCAAUCACGAGAAUACCACCGUGCACUGAUGUAUCUGGAACAACAUAUGGCGUCUAGUAAUAAAGGUUUAUCAGAAUUAACGGAGGGUGGUUUACUCGCUAAAAUUUAUGCGCAACUCGAUGAACCCGACGGAGUAUCUGGUCUUUUAGUGACUCAAGAUCAGUCUCCUACCUUACAACAAUUGGUUUUAGCUCAUGAAGUUAAUGGACAGCUUCAGGACGCAGCUACGUGUUACGAGAGACUCAUGCAGACAAAAGACUCAAAGCAUACGUACGUUCAAGGUAUGAUUCAAUGUUACCUCGGUCUGGAUCAACCAUUCACUGCCAAACACAUUACGGAGGGUUUGUUGAACAGCAGGCCAGAAUUAGAGCCUCUCAUAACCGAACGUGAACUUUUUUGGAAACUCGCUCACUUUUCCCGAUUUGACGAGGCCUCGCAAAAAAAUAUAAAACACGCAUUACUAGAUGAUCUCAUAAAUGGAACAAAACCGGAUUUGCUCUCGUUAAAGAAGAACUUGGUAUCGUUAUUAGAAGAUGCUUCUCGACCAGGAGCUUAUCAACAAAGUUACUCGUAUAUUAUGAAAUUACACAUACUGAACGAAUUUGAUAAAGCAACUUCAAUGAUGUUAAACAAUGCAGAGGGCCUUCCAGCAAUGCUGGAAGAAUGGGAGAAACGUGGGCAAUUGUUGAGAGCAUCUCGCGGCGUAGAAUUUGUUUUGAGUAUGCGCAGAGCUACUUUAGAUUUAGCUGUACAGCUACAACGAAAGACUCAAAACAUAGAAAAUUUAAUGCUUAAGCAAGAGAUCGGCAAAAUCUGGUUAAAAAGUGCCAAAAUUGCUAGAAAGACUGGCCUGCAUCAACAAGCGUACAUGCACAUUUUAUCAGCCAGUGAUUGGUGUCCACCACAACCAUUGUACAUAGAGCAAGCUCGAUUAUAUUGGCAGAAAGGUUGUCAAGAAGAUGCUUUUACCACUUUAAAUCGUUGUUUCUCAAAUUGUUUUCAACCAGCGCAAUAUUACAAACAAUUGCCUUCAGAAGACUGUAACGAAGAAAGAAGACACUUUGCAAAGGCAAAGCUUCUUUUUGCAAAAUACAACGAUGAGACUCUUAACAUCGAUACUGACGGUUGUAUCCUUAACUAUAAAGAAGCAAUCGAAGUAUGGAAAUGCUGGGAAAAAACUUGGGUAUCGUGUGCUCAGUAUUAUGAUACUAUUGUUGAGAGAUUGUCGGAAGACGAUAAAGAUAGAAAUAGGCGAGACCUGCAAAUACACAUGAUGAAUUUUUACGGCAAAUCACUUCAACAUGGCUGCAAAUACAUUCAUCAUUCAAUGCCUAAGAUGUUGACCAUUUGGUUAGAUCAUGCGUCUCGUGCUACGAUUACUUCCGAUCCACCAGACAUUAUUAGACUUCGUCAAGAUCGUCUAUUAAGAAUGACUCAGAUUAUGGAGGUCUACCUUCAGAGAUUACCGACAUUCAUGUGGUUAACAGCAUUCAGUCAACUUGUAUCGAGGAUUUGUCAUCCGUCUCCGCAAGUGCAAAAUACCCUUCGUACGAUUUUAGUAAAAUUAAUUUCAGCAUAUCCGCACCAUUGCUUGUGGAUGAUGGCAUCAGUUUUUAAUUCUUCAUAUCCGGCGCGACAAAAACGAUGUCAAGAAAUCUUAAAUCAUGCGCAGUUGAAAACAAUGGACAUGUCCAAGCUUAUUAAAGAUUUCCAUAGACUUUGGGAAAGACUAAUUGAAUUAUCUAAUAAAUCGAUACCAGAAGGAGUACUAAAUACCACUGUGACUCAUUUGUCAAAAAAUUUACCAAGGUUACUUGCAAGUAAGGAAUUCAGCUUAAUCAUGAUGCCAACAACGAAAUUCAGACAACUACAUCUUCCAGCCAAGAACGCUUCGAUUGUGAAUCAUAAUCCAUUCUUGUUGAGAUGGAUACAUAUAACAAAAAUAGAAGAAAACGUGGUAAUAAUGCCGUCACUUCAACGGCCGCGACGAAUCGCGCUGAGAGGAUCAGAUGGUAAAGAAUAUCUUUUCAUGUGUAAACCAAAAGAUGAUUUACGUAGAGACUUCAGAUUGAUGGAAUUUAAUGAUAUCGUGAAUAAGUAUCUCCAAAAUGAUCCAGAGUCACGACAAAGGAGGCUUUAUAUACGCACAUAUAGCGUGGUGCCAUUAAACGAGGAAUGCGGUUUAAUAGAAUGGGUACCAAAUCUGGUUGGUUUUCGACCUACUAUUAUGAAUCUAUAUAGAGAAAGAGGUAUUGCACCUACAAAUAAGGAACUUAAAACGAUGAUAUGUGCAUUACGAGAUUCGUUAGAAAAGAAAAGGCAAAUGUUUCUGGAAAAGCUAUUACCACGACAUCCUCCUAUAUUCGGGGAUUGGUUUCGCAUUAUGUUCCCUGAUUCAUAUGGAUGGUACGAAGCUCGCACGGCAUAUAUUAGGACAACUGCUGUCAUGUCCAUGGUAGGAUAUAUACUUGGGCUUGGUGAUCGCCAUGGAGAAAAUAUAUUGUUUGAUUCUACAUGCGGAGAUUGCGUUCAUGUUGAUUUCAACUGCUUGUUCAACAGGGGUGAAUUUUUUGACUGGCCUGAACGAGUACCAUUUCGUUUGACACAUAAUAUGGUAGAUGCUAUGGGUCCUUUAAAGAUUGAAGGACCAUUUAGACGCGCCUGUCAAAUUACCAUGCGAGUACUUCGGCAAGAAUCGAGUACAUUGUUGAGCGUACUCACACCUUUCGUCUACGAUCCACUCGUCAGUUGGAAUAAGAAUCAGCCUGGUGAAGCAGCUGAAAAAACGAACGAAAAAGCCGUAGAACAUAUAAAGAAUAUUGAGCAACGAUUAAAAGGCUUAAUACGAUAUGCUGGAAGAAAGGCAGAAAAUAUCGCUUUACAUCUUAGUGUCGAAGGACAAACUAAUCAUUUAAUUUUGGAAGCGACAAAUUUAGAUAAUCUGUGCCAAAUGUAUUUUGGUUGGGGUGCAUAUUUGUAACGAGCAUUUUCGAAAUAGGAUUGCAGGACAGAAUCCCGCAUGUAUAAAUAUUAAUGGAUAGUAAUCUACGAACCAUACUAUUGCCGAAGCUUCUACACAUAAUUUUCAAGUGUGUUGUGUUGUUUUUUUUUUUUACUUUUUACA